UACCGGAAGUGUUGGGCAGCGCGGAAGGCUGCGGAAGGGGUAGGGAGCAGCAGCCAUGUCGGAGCGAAAAGUGUUAAACAAAUACUACCCCCCAGACUUCGAUCCUGCUAAGAUCCCAAAGCUCAAACUCCCCAAGGACCGGCAGUAUGUGGUGAGGCUCAUGGCCCCCUUCAACAUGAGGUGCAAGACAUGUGGUGAAUACAUCUACAAAGGGAAGAAGUUCAAUGCCCGGAAGGAGACAGUGCAGAAUGAGGUGUACCUGGGGCUCCCCAUCUUCCGCUUCUACAUCAAGUGCACACGUUGCCUGGCAGAGAUCACCUUCAAGACAGACCCUGAGAACACAGACUACACCAUGGAGCACGGUGCCACACGGAACUUCCAAGCUGAGAAGCUCUUGGAGGAAGAGGAGAAAAGAAUACAGAAGGAGAGGGAAGAGGAAGAGCUCAACAAUCCCAUGAAGGUGCUGGAGAACCGAACCAAGGACUCCAAGCUGGAGAUGGAAGUUUUGGAGAACCUGCAGGAGCUGAAGGAACUCAACCAGCGCCAGGCAAACGUGGACUUUGAGGCCAUGCUGAAGCAGUACAAGGAGUAUGAGGAGGAGCAGAAGCGUAAGGAGCAGGAGGAGGAUGAGCAAGAGAUGAAAGCCAUGCUGGAGCAGGCCCAGAACCGGCGGCUCCUGGUCGACUCUGACUCUGAUGAGGAGCCAGGCAAAUCCCACACCAAGCCUGGGACCAAAAUAAAACCCACGGACAUCUUGCAGGAGGACUCUCAGCCUCAGACUAAGAAGGUGAAGACAGAAAGUUGGGAGCAGAGCGUGGGCAAACUUCACACCAAGUCCCAGCUGGCUGGGCUGGUCACUGUCAAGAAGCAGAAGCCAGAUCCUGCCCUGGCAAAUGGGACAGAGAACAAAGGUUCCUUUCCUGCAGCAAGGGGCACCACCACCUCCUCACUCAGCUUGCUGGGGAUGUAUUCAGACAGUGAGGACAGCACCAGUGACUGAUGGUGUGAUUCCCCCUGCUCCCAGCUGACAGCAGCUGCUCUUCAGAGCCCCAUGCAGAGCCAGGCUGAUCCAUCAGGAUCUCCAGGGCCAUCUGGAGUCCUUGUGUCACCUGCCUGGCCCAGGGUGUGUGUCCCUCCUCCAGUAGGACACACAAUAAAAGGAACCUCAGGACCUGCCUCCCCUGUGUCCCCACAGGGAGCAGGGGAAGGUGGAAGCUCAGCACCCUCUUUUCCUGCAGGAAGAGCCUCCACCCCCACCUUGGGUGUCUCCUGACACUCCCUGAGGAGCUCAGAUCUCCCCACUGUGGUUGGUUUGGUGCUGGAGGAGGUGCUGCAACUCUGUCAGCCCCACACCAUGAGGACAGGGCUGUCCCAGCUGAGCUGCCACCAGCUGUCCUGUCCAGCAGCUUGGGGACAGACCCCUCCUCACCAUUCAGAGAGCAGUUGGGUUUGCUCAGCAGCCACAAGCUGAUAAUAAACAGGAUGUGUUGGA
Molecule: messenger RNA, 1492 nt
Organism: Calypte anna (Anna's hummingbird)
Lineage: Eukaryota; Metazoa; Chordata; Aves; Apodiformes; Trochilidae
Gene: YJU2
Product: YJU2 splicing factor homolog
Exons: 8
Coding region: 56-1000 (314 amino acids)
Biological process (GO): mRNA splicing, via spliceosome
Cellular component (GO): U2-type catalytic step 1 spliceosome
Source: RefSeq, a predicted model, not a curated record